UUUGCGUCGUAAACCCGAGACCAAACCAUUUCUUCCCAAGAACAAACCGGGAAAACAACCCAACUCUAUUACAAAACCCGACCCAGAAGUAGUUUUCUCAAAAUCCCCAAAAUUCGUUUUCUAAGAACCCUAAAUUCUCAAAAUCCCCAAAUUUUGAUUUUAAAAACCAAAUCGAGUUUCAAGAUGAGCAAUGUAUCAACCAAUUCGACAGGAUCUUCAAGUGUUCGUGGAAGAGGAAGAGUUGUCGGUGUGCCAAAGAGAUGUUGGUGUGGGGAAGCAAUCGUGGCACUAACAUCCAAAUCUGAUCCCAAUCCUUACCGGAGAUACUUUCGGUGUGGUUUUGCUGCAGCAAAUAGGCUAAGGAACGAUGAACACACAUUCAAAUGGGUUGAUGAAGCUUUGGUCAACGAGAUAGAGACAUUGACAUCAAAGAAUGCUGGACUUGAGCAGCAGCUAAAAGAGCUUAGAACAGAGAGUUUGGAGUUUGAAAAGAUGGUUUGCGAGAAGGUUCUAAUGAAGAUGGAGAACGAGUUACUUGAGAAGGUUGAAGAUGCUUUGGCUGAAUCCAAUGCAAGAAAUAAGAAGAUUCUGAUUGUUGUACUGAUAGGGUGUAUGAUCAUGAUUGGAUGCAGCAAACUACUAGGUUAACUUAGAGAAUGAUGUUCUUGGUGUGUUAAUGAUGUUUCUUGGUUUGAUUUUGUACUUUUGAUUUAUGCUUAAGACCAAAUCUGUGGUAUAAUGUAUGAUGUUUGUGUUAAUGUAUCAUGUUUCUCUUUUCUCUUUGAUUCAAGACACAAAACAAGUGAAGCUAACGUUUCCAUAAAUCAAGCAUAAGUCAAGUUACAACCAAAUAAAGCCGAACAAAACACAAGUUCACAUACCUAAAAA
Molecule: messenger RNA, 888 nt
Organism: Arabidopsis lyrata subsp. lyrata
Lineage: Eukaryota; Viridiplantae; Streptophyta; Magnoliopsida; Brassicales; Brassicaceae
Exons: 2
Coding region: 184-648 (154 amino acids)
Molecular function (GO): zinc ion binding
Source: RefSeq, a predicted model, not a curated record